AGUAUUUCAAUGUAAUAUAUAUUGAUAAACUAUAUUCAUCAAAAUUAUUUUAAUUACCUGCUUAAUAUAGUGUAACUAUACUAUUUUAUUUUAUAAACAUAACCUAUAAAAUACAAAAUGAGUAGAGACGAGGAGAUUGGAAAAAUAUGUAUACCCGGGAUGCGAUUAAGUCCAUCAAAUAACGAUAAUAUCUCUGGACCGGGAACUUACGAACUGAAAGGCUAUAUUUAUGCAUCAUUAGCAGGAGUACUUAAAAUGGAACAAGAUGCGAAAACAAAGGCCAACAAAGUAACUGUUGUAAGUUCUAGAACACCUAGUGUACUGCCAAUGACUGGUGAUAUAGUCACAGCAAAAGUAACAGUUGUAAACUCUAGACAAGUACAGUGCAUAAUUCUUUGUGUUGGACCAUUUGUCCUUGCAAGGCCCUACAAAGGUAUUCUGAAGAAAGAAGAUAUUAAAUUCACAGAUAAAGAUAGAAUAGACCCAUAUAAAUGUUUUAGACCUGGGGAUGUUAUAUUGGCAAGAGUUCUACCAAUGACUGAGAUCCACUGGUAUCAUCUUUCAACUGCUGAAAAUGAACUUGGAGUUGUGAUAGCCACAGCAGAAGGUUCACCGCAAGGAGUAAGCAUGGUGCCUAUCAGCUGGUCCGAAAUGCAAUGCCCCAAAACUCUUAUAAAGGAGCCGAGAAAAGUUGCAAGAGUUAUACCUGAAAAUAUAAAUGAAUCAUUAUUUCCAAUUGAUAAUAAUAAAAAUAAACUAGAAAAAAAUGGUUUUCAGGAAUAAAAAU
This is a messenger RNA of Vanessa atalanta (red admiral), 787 nucleotides long. RefSeq names its product exosome complex component CSL4 (gene Csl4). The transcript is spliced from 3 exons. The record is from RefSeq and is a predicted model, not a curated record. Gene Ontology annotation, biological process: RNA processing. Gene Ontology annotation, molecular function: RNA binding. Gene Ontology annotation, cellular component: nuclear exosome (RNase complex); cytoplasm. Bases 118 to 783 code for a protein of 221 amino acids. NCBI's taxonomy places the organism in Eukaryota, Metazoa, Arthropoda, Insecta, Lepidoptera, Nymphalidae.